UUUCAAAGGUAUCAGCUGACACCAUGAAAUGCUGAUUUUUUAAUGUACAUUCAAAUAUACCACCACUUCAACAAUAACAACAACAUGAUGAUGACGAUGAGAGGCACUACCUCUCAAAGCUCCCAGCAGCAUUUUCAGUUGCUUCGUUCCACAAACUCCUCAUCAAAAUCAGAUGUGAGGAGAAGUAUGCCAGAUGUUAGUGAGGACUAAGAAGUUGGUUAGGACUUUUCUCAGGGUGGUGUCUUCAUGAGUAUUGGGCAUUAACUCUCGACAGCUACUUCACUCUCAUAUGCUGCAUGUGUCAUGUCUGUUUGGCAUUAGGAGAUAUGAAGCCAGCUGCAGGGAAAGUUAAAGGCAAAGGGUCUGCCCACUCCAGUCAGAUCUUCUCGGAGCACAGAGGUUUGUUUAUAGAACUCUCUCCAGUCCAGAGUCUGGGUCUCUUUACCGUAAGCCGCUUGGCUUCAGGCUCCACCAGCCUGAGAUUGAGGUUCUCUGGGGCAGGUGCCCCAGGAGAAGCCCUGAAGCUCUCUCUGAAGGGAAGAGGAGAUGGGCCCUUGUCAGCGCUCCUAUUUUCCCAAAGCGCCAAGGCUCCACCUGUGCGAUCCCAUCUCUUGCCAAUUUGAGAUUUCAACUACGUCGGCUCUAAGAAGUUGCUCUCACCUGUCGGUUUCCUCUUUGUCUUCUCCUAUGUUCUCAGCGGCUUCCAAAGGAGCCCUUCACCUGUCCUGUCUCCCACAGGGCCUCCAGGAUAGAUUGUUCUCCUCUGAAACUGACAACAGCCUGUACUUCACCUACAGUGGCCAGCCCAACACCCUGGAGGUCAGAGACCUCAACUACCAGGUGGACCUGGCUUCUCAGGUCCCUUGGUUUGAGCACCUGGCUCAGUUCAAGAUGCCCUGGACAUCUGCCAGCCGCCGGAAUUCUUGUGAGCUGGGCAUCCAAAACCUAAGCUUCAAAGUCAGAAGUGGGCAGAUGCUGGCCAUCAUAGGGAGCUCAGGUUGUGGGAGAGCCUCGUUGCUGGACGUGAUCACCAGCCGAGGUCACGGUGGCAAGAUCAAGUCAGGCCAGAUCUGGAUCAACGGGCAGCCCAGCUCGCCUCAGCUAGUGAGGAAGUGCGUGGCCCACGUGCGCCAGCACGACCAGCUGCUCCCCAACCUGACUGUGCGAGAGACCCUGGCCUUCAUUGCCCAGAUGCGGCUGCCCAGAACCUUCUCCCAGGCCCAGCGUGACAAAAGGGUGGAGGAUGUGAUCGCGGAGCUGCGACUUCGGCAGUGCGCUGACACCCGCGUGGGCAACACGUAUGUGCGAGGGGUGUCGGGGGGCGAGCGCAGGAGGGUCAGCAUUGGGGUGCAGCUCCUGUGGAACCCAGGCUCCUCGCUGUGUUGGGAAGGCAUCCUCGUUCUCGACGAACCCACCUCUGGGCUCGACAGCUUCACGGCACACAACCUGGUGAAGACAUUGUCCAGACUGGCCAAAGGCAACCGGCUGGUGCUCAUCUCCCUCCACCAGCCUCGCUCCGACAUCUUCAGGCUGUUUGAUCUGGUCCUUCUGAUGACAUCUGGCACCCCCAUCUACUUAGGGGCAGCCCAGCACAUGGUCCAGUAUUUCACAGCCAUUGGCUACCCCUGUCCUCGCUACAGCAACCCCGCUGACUUCUAUGGUGAGUCCCCAAGGCCAGCAGCCAGGGCCCUGGCACAUGGGGCCUCCCGGAUGCUUAAACCCUGCCCAAGCUUGCUGAAAAGAUUCAGGGGAGAAACUCCCAGAGGCUUCAGGAGAGGAGAAGCAAGGAUGGAGAAGAACAGGGGGUGGUUUGCCAGCUAUCAAAUGCUAGAUAUGAGGGCCUGGAAAUAGAAGCUUCUGACAAAUAGCCACCCUUCUGUGCAUGAUAGAUUAGAAACUUGCAAGCUCCAAAGAUGGGGGGGCAUGGAAUCCAAGAGGGUGGAGAUCAAUAAAGAUCAGAGUCUUUAUUCAGACUCGGUAGGGAAACAACCUUUAAGGUCAAGAAGUCACCAGAUCUUAAAACAUGUCCUGGUGUUCAAACAGUGGCAGGGAGCCUGAAGGUGCAGGGUGGCAGAGAGGGGCCCAGGGUGGUGGCCUUGGCCAGAGAAUCUCUAGAUAUGAAAAUUGCUCUGGCAGCCCCAGACUUGCCCUUUGCUUGGCUCCUGAACCCUCAGCAUAUUACACUCAGGGAGCAUGAGCCACUGCCUUCAUUCUGCAGGGGACAGUUGCCUUCCCAGGUACCUGGCCUGAAAUCCUGAGUGCUGAGGAAGGGCUUGGCUGCUGGACAGGCGGCAUUGUUGUACCAGGUCCCGGGGAGGCAGCUGUCAUGGCUUGUCCUGUAGGUCACCUGAGCCCCCAGUUUCCACCCAGGCUGGCAAGCUGUAGCAAAGACCCCACCAGUAAACAGGACAACAGUGAUCAUCUUGAAGGCAAACACGGGGCCCAAACAUGCCAGGCCCAGAGGGUCUCCUGUUUGACUCUCAAACCCCUGCCAGGCCAAGGCCAUCUCCAUCUUUACAGAUGAGAAGCCUGGCGCCUGCAGAGCUAAACACCUGCUCCAGCACAGCUGUAAGGCACAGAACUGGGACUGGUGCCCAGCCCUGGCCCUGACUCCUCAUCCAGCUGCCCACACCCUCCUCCUAGUGUCCCAAGUUCUCCACCAUCCUUACCCCAGGAGGACAGGCCGCACCUCACCCUAUGUACUCACAUUCUGCACAAACUCACAGAAA
This is a messenger RNA of Cercocebus atys (sooty mangabey), 2729 nucleotides long. RefSeq names its product ATP-binding cassette, sub-family G (WHITE), member 8 (gene ABCG8). Gene Ontology annotation, cellular component: plasma membrane. Gene Ontology annotation, molecular function: ATP binding; ABC-type transporter activity; ATP hydrolysis activity. Lineage: Eukaryota; Metazoa; Chordata; Mammalia; Primates; Cercopithecidae. The transcript is spliced from 5 exons. Gene Ontology annotation, biological process: cholesterol homeostasis. The record is from RefSeq and is a predicted model, not a curated record. The coding region runs from base 547 to 1851 and encodes 434 amino acids.